AUGGAAGGACAUCACGAACAGCUAGGGUAUACGUGUAGGUCCUGCAACCGCCAGGAUCCGUCGGAGAGUAAUCUGAUUAGCUGUGAUCAGUGUAGACAGUGGGAGCAUUUCAACUGUGCUGGAGUGAGCGAUACCCUGCAGAGUCGUCCAUUCAUCUGCAAGCAGUGCCAAGAUAAGGAUGUAGUUGGUUCGACAAUAUCCACCCGACUGCGGUCUAAAACCAAACGGGUGCCUUCGGGUAAGGAAUCAGGAAGCAAACCAGCUUCAAACGUAGGGAGCAAGGUCUCGUCCGUAGGCUCAAGCAAUCGAUCGUCGGUCAUGAAGGCGCGUCUGAAACUGAUCGAGGAGGAGGAACAAAUUAAACAGAAGGAACUCGACGAGGAAGAAGCUAUGAAGGAACUGGAGCACGAUGAAGCUCAACGGCAGCUGGAACAAAGGAAGAAGCAGAUUGAGGAGCAGGCCAAACUGAUGGAGCAAGAAUCACCUCUGCGGCAACGGAAGUUAGAAGCGGAUAAGGCGCGAUUAAUGAAGCAGCAAUUGAUUCGCAGAGAAUCGCUUGAAAAGAAAAAAGAAAUCCUGCUGCAAAUCUCCGAACGAGGCAGCGUAGUGGAAUCGUCAGCAAGCUCUUUAGAAAAGGUGUCCGACUGGCUGGCAAAAAACUUACCUCAUGGGACGACUGGUGGUAAAGCAUCGGAGAAUCGUAACGAUCGUCAAACCGAAUUGAUUUCCACGGCCCCGGAAGAAGUAUCGCCAAUGACCAUCAAAGAACCCGGCAUCAAAGCAUCAGUUUCGAUUCCCCCCGAACGUCUGCGGCGUGAUCAAAAAACAACCCUUCAUUUUUCUCAAGUCCCACCUGCUGGGAUGACCGUUGUAGAUUUCGAUCCUGGUUCUACCAAUCGGUUCAGAUUCCAUGGCGUUCAGUCGACCACUGUACGUGAGCCGUUCCAACGUUUUCUUGUUUCUGCGAAGCCCUCACAACCGUAUUCUGCUGCUGUGUACCCAAAUUCGUCACAGAAUCAGCAGACUUUCAUUCCCUGUCACGACGAAAGGUUUUCGGAGCAACCAACGCACUGUCAGCAAAAACCGUCUAUGCGCGGCGUAAUACCUAGUCUCCAGACUGUACCGCAGAUUUCUUUCUGCGAGCCUCACCCCGGCUAUCGUCAUCCGUCUGGCAUUCCAGAUCGACACUCAACGCUGAUCAACCAAGAAGAUGGAGUCAGAAUCUCGCAGGGAGGUAGCUCCUCGCAGGGCGAGACGCCAGGGAUACUCAACCCGCAGCAAAUCGCAGCCCGACAGGUCGUCGGUAAAGAUUUACCACACUUCAGUGGCAAUCCAACUGACUGGCCGAUGUUUAUCAGUAGUUUUGAGCAAUCCACGGUCACUUGUGGAUACUCGAACGCUGAAAACCUUGUGCGUCUUCAAAGAUGCCUUACCGGACAUGCACGAGAGUCAGUAAGUAGCAGACUUCUGCUUCCUGCUAACGUUCCGCAUGUCAUUAGUACGCUUCGUAUGUUGUAUGGUCGUCCGGAGCUGUUGAUUCGUUCGUUACAUGAGAAAAUACGUAGAACUCCGGGACCCAGACAUGACCGUCCGGAAUCGAUCCUGGAAUUCGGCUUGGCUGUUCAAAAUUUCGUCGAUCAUCUUCAGGCAGCUCAGCAGGAGGAACAUCUUUCUAAUCCGAUGCUGAUGCAAGAGCUGAUCGAGAAACUCCCAGGACCCAUGAGAAUGGAUUGGGCAGCUUUCAAGAGUCUUCAAUCGCGUGCAACGGUUUCUACGUUCGGUGACUUCAUGACCAGACUAGUAAAAGCGGCUAGUGAAGUAAGCUUCGAGCUUCCAGGGUUAUCAAAACGCGGAGACCCCGAUGCACAGCAACGAUCAAGAGAAAAGGCUAGGAUCCAAGCACACGCAGCAGAGGAUGCAACUCCGUUUCCCACAUCGUCAGCAGUACAAACGUCGAGGCCACCCAAAAAGUGUCGAAUGUGCAAUAACGAAGGUCACCGUGUUGCCGAAUGCGCACGGUUCAAGCAAUUGAACGUGGAGGACCGGUGGAAGCAAGUAGAAGACAAGGGUCUCUGUAGAACUUGCCUCAAUAAUCAUGGGAAAUGGCCGUGCAAAUCGUGGAAAGCGUGUGAAUUUGAAGGGUGCCGUCUCAAACAUCACUCUCUCUUGCAUUCGUCGUCUGCUCCUGUCACAUCCACCCACUCAGUCAAUGUUUCAGCGAACGAACUUCCAGCGAACAACAGUCAAUCGCUCUUCAGAAUUCUGCCUGUCGUACUUUACGCACACGGCAAAUGUAUCACGGUAUUCGCAUUCAUCGAUGAAGGUUCGCAGGUAACGAUGCUGGAAGAGAAGGUUGCCAAGGAGCUCGGAGUUUCUGGUCCAAAGAAACCACUCACCUUACAAUGGACGGGGAACGUGAAGCGAGACGAACUCCGAUCAGAGGAAGUCAGCAUGCAAAUAUCAGGCAAACAGAAUGAGACUCGAUACGAACUUCGACAGGUGCGCACCGUCAGUCGUUUGCUUCUACCAGCGCAGAGGCUGAGCUACAAAGAGAUGGCUUCACGCUUUCCGCAUCUCAAGGGACUUCCAAUCGCAGACUACGACCUAGUGCAACCCAAAUUACUAAUUGGUUUGGACAAUCUUGGCCUAGGAGUUCCACUGAAGAUUAGAGAGGGAAGAUCGUCCGAUCCGAUUGCUGCGAAAUGCCGUCUGGGAUGGAGUAUUUAUGGCCGUCUUUCCACGAAACCUGUACCAGAAGCGAUCGUCAACUUCCAUACCCCUACGGCGUCAAGCUCCGACUACCUUCUCAACGAACAACUGCGAGAUUUCUUCACGCUCGACAACAAUGGAGUUAACGCUUCGUACGAGACACUCGAGUCAGAAGAGAAUAAAAGAGCGCGACGGUUACUAGAGAAAACAACACGACGCAUGGAUGAUAGAUUUGAGACAGGCCUUCUGUGGAAAUCCGACGAUCCAGAAUUUCCAGAAACAUAUCCGAUGGCAAUUCGGCGAAUGAAAUCACUCGAGAAGAAACUAAUGGGUAAUCCACCGUUGGCGGAGCGUGUAAGUGAACAGAUCCUCGACUUCGAGAGAAAGGGAUACAUACGCAAACUAACCAAACCGGAAACAGAUGGCAUUGAUUCCCGAAAGACAUGGUUCCUUCCUCUCGGGGUUGUCAUUAACGCAAAGAAGCCCGGAAAAAUUCGGCUGAUCUGGGAUGCGGCCGCUACAGUUCAGGGAGUUUCAUUUAACUCGUUUUUGCUGAAAGGACCCGAUCUUCUCACUGCUCUUCCAAGGGUUCUUAGCGGUUUCCGAUUGUUUCCGGUGGCAGUAACUGGAGAUAUUAGGGAAAUGUUUCUCCAGAUAAAGUUGCAAGAGGAUGAUAGGAACGCUCAAAUGUUCAUCUACCGUCAUAAACCCGGUGAUCCUAUUCAGGUCUACGCUAUUGGAGUCACAAUGUUCGGCUCUACCUCGGCGGCUAUUAAGGAGCAUCACUACGUGGAUGACUACCUUGACAGCUUCAAAUCUGUAGACGAAGCAGUACAGGUAGUAAACGACGUGAAAUUUGUCCACUCCAAGGGUGGAUUUGAAAUCCGCAACUUUUUGUCGAACGAGGGCGAAGUAUUGCGGCGAACUGGGGAGAUCGAACCAGAUUCGUCGAAAGAGUUCGCUCUUACACGUGGAGAGGCUGCCGAAUCAGUACUCGGGAUGAAAUGGAUUCCAUCAGAUGACGUCUUUACGUACACCUUUGCAAUUCGUGAAGAUUUGAGAAUGAUCCUCAAAGAUAGUUACGUCCCCACGAAGCGGGAGGUCCUGAAGGUGAUUAUGAGCCUAUUUGACCCUUUAGGACUCGUAGCAUUUUUCCUAGUCCACGGAAAGAUAUUGAUGCAGGAUGUCUGGGCUUCAGGAAUCGACUGGGACCAAAAAAUCAACGAUCAAGUCUUCAUCCGUUGGCGACAAUGGAUUUCCUACUUUCCGCAACUGGAUACAAUGCAGAUCCCUCGGUGCUACUUCAGCUCUCCGUUCCCUAAAAACUUUGACCGGUUGGAGAUACAUAUUCUUGUUGACGCCAGUGACUCUGCAUAUGCCUGCGUGGCCUACUACCGACUUGAAACCGAGAACGGAAUCCAAAUGGCAUUCAUCUGCGCGAAAACCAAGGUGGCCCCACUGAAAGUUUUAUCGAUUCCUCGCCUGGAAUUGAAAGCAGCUAUAUUGGGCGUCCGCAUGUUGGAGUCCAUUCGAGGUUACCACACCUAUGCCAUCAACCGGAGGGUGCUGUGGAGCGAUUCUAGCACGGUGUUAGCGUGGAUUAAAUCUGAACAUCGUCGGUAUAACAAGUUUGUCGCCGUUCGCAUUGGUGAAAUCCUCACGACAACUGAUAUUGAAGAAUGGAGAUGGGUACCCUCUGGGAUGAAUACAGCUGACCUUGCCACUAAAUGGAAAAGCGCUCCUGAUUUUUCAUCCGAUAGUCCAUGGCUUAGUGGACCAUCGUUCCUUCUACAGCCGGAAACACUCUGGCCCCAGCAAACUCAAAUCACCACUACAUGCGAGGAAUUGCGGUUGAACCAUACCCAUUCCACGAUUCUUCCGUUGAUUGAUGUAUCCCGAUUCAGCAAUUGGACUCGACUCCAGCGAACGAUGGCGUUCGUACUACGAUUUUCAGAUAACCUGCGUCGGAAACGGAAUGGUUCUAUACUGCGAUUAGGCAUUCUAUGUCAGGACGAGCUGCAACGAGCCGAGAUGGUACUUUGGAAAAUAGCACAAGCAGAAGCUUAUCCCGAAGAAAUUGUCAUUUUGUCAGCAACACAGGGACUACCCACACAACGUCACCAGAUUGUCUCGAAAUCCAGCCCCAUCUACAAAAACUGGCCCUACAUCGACGAACAUGGAGUACUACGGCAACGUGGCGAAUCGGUGCAGCAACCUUUGCACCGACCGAAGCUAAACUGGUUCCAUCGCCGUUUCCGCCAUGCCAAUCGAGAGAUCAUCGUCAAUGAGAUGCGGCAACGUUUUGAAAUCGCUAAACUACGCGCCCUGAUUGAAAAGGUUGCCAAAAGCUGCAUGUUGUGCCGAGUGAGGAAGGCAUUGCCAAGCCCUCCUGUGAUGGCGCCGCUCCCUGCUGCAAGACUUCAGCCGUUUACCUCCGUCGGAGUAGAUUACUUCGGGCCUAUACUGGUGAGAGUUGGUAGAAGCUCCGUAAAGAGAUGGAUUGCCUUGUUCACCUGUCUCAGUGUUCGCGCAGUACAUUUGGAAGUAGUUCAUAGCUUGUCUACCGAGUCGUGCGUCAUGGCUGUGCGACGUUUUAUAGCCCGGCGUGGAUAUCCAGCCGAAUUUUAUUCGGACAAUGGGACAUGUUUUCAAGGCGCGAGUAAGGAGUUGCAAAGAGAGGAGAUUAAAAGACGGAACGACGCCCUAGCACAUACGUUCACAACCACCAAGACACGAUGGUGCUUCAUCCCACCGGCUGCACCCCAUAUGGGAGGUGCAUGGGAGCGUCUCGUAAGGUCGGUAAAGGUGGCCAUAGAGUCCAUAGCCAACGUUCCACGUAAACCGGAUGAUGAAAUCCUCGAAACAAUUUUUCUGGAAGCAGAGGCUUUGAUAAAUUCGCGACCCCUGACCUACAUUCCGCUAGAGUCAGCGGACCAGGAGGCCAUCACUCCGAAUCAUUUUCUUCUUGGGUCCUCCAAUGGCGAUAAGUUCCUUCCGUACGAAACCGUGGAUAGUCCAAUGGCUCUUAGAAAUAGCUGGAGAUUGGCGCAGUCUAUAACACAAGUGUUUUGGGCAAGGUGGGUGAAAGAAUACCUGCCGGUAAUCACGCGCAGGUCGAAGUGGUUCAAGGAGACCCGAGAUAUAGCUGUAGGAGACUUGGUGUUGGUUGUGGCUGGAAUGGCGAGAGACCAGUGGAUUCGAGGACGAGUAGAGGAGGUGAUACCCGGACGUGACGGGAGAGUUCGCCAGGCGGUGGUCCGGACAGCAACCGGAAGCAUUCGACGGCCAGCAGUGAAACUAGCGGUGCUUGACGUGAAGAGUAGUGACCCCAAACCGGAAGUCCUUGAGAGGCAGGAACGUAACUAG
Molecule: messenger RNA, 6075 nt
Organism: Aedes albopictus (Asian tiger mosquito)
Lineage: Eukaryota; Metazoa; Arthropoda; Insecta; Diptera; Culicidae
Exons: 3
Coding region: 1-6075 (2024 amino acids)
Biological process (GO): DNA integration
Molecular function (GO): nucleic acid binding
Source: RefSeq, a predicted model, not a curated record